Molecule: messenger RNA, 879 nt
Organism: Fibroporia radiculosa
Lineage: Eukaryota; Fungi; Basidiomycota; Agaricomycetes; Polyporales; Fibroporiaceae
Exons: 5
Coding region: 1-879 (292 amino acids)
Source: RefSeq, a predicted model, not a curated record
AUGCGCUUUCCUACCCUGCUCAGCUUUGCCUUUCUGUCGCUCAUUUCGCCGCUCACCGCUGCUGCUCACGGCCGUUCGCACCGCGACGUGCAUCGACGACACGAUUCCCUGGCCCAUCGUCCCCGUGGCGAUCUAGUUCGUCGCCAGUCGUACAGUAAUGCUCGCUUCACUUACUAUGCUGUUGGGCUGGGUGGGUGCGGAGAAACUAGCACGCCAAACCAAUUCGUUGUAGCGCUUGACGCAGAUUUGUAUGGCGAUGUCUCUCCCAGCCCGGAGUGCUUCAAGACCAUCACUAUCACAGCUAAUGGCAAAACAACCACAGCGACUAUAGUAGAUAAGUGUCCUGGUUGUCCGUCCGGGGGACUUGACAUGUCCAAUAGUCUCUUCGAGUAUUUCGCCGACCUCAGCGUUGGUGUACUAACUGGCUCAUGGUCCUAUGGAUCCGGUGGUGGUGCUGCCCCCGCGCCGACGACUUCGUCAACCCCUCCCCUGCUGCCCACCACUAUGUGGACACCCACCACGACUUCAACACCAUGGACUCCUACCACGACUUCUACGCCUCCGCCUCCUCCGCCUCCCCCAACUACGACGUCCUCGACGCCUCCCCCUCCUCCGACCACGACGACGAGCAGCACGCCAACCACAAGCAGCAGCUCCUCGACUUCUAGCAGCUCUCCCACAAGCAGCAGUCCUUCGUCCACCGCUUCAUCUACUGGCACCUCAAGCUCGAGCUCCCUCACGUCGAGUGGAACAUCUUCUGCCCCGACCUCGACGCCCACUGGUUCGUCGAGCACCACAAGUGGAACUACUCUUGAAGACUUUAACCAGGCGCUGCUCGGUCUGGCUGGGCUGAUGAUCGCUGGCGCAGAGGCACAGUAG